Indicator indicator is the source of this 1062-nucleotide messenger RNA. RefSeq names its product Wnt family member 6 (gene WNT6). The coding region runs from base 1 to 1062 and encodes 353 amino acids. NCBI's taxonomy places the organism in Eukaryota, Metazoa, Chordata, Aves, Piciformes, Indicatoridae. The record is from RefSeq and is a predicted model, not a curated record. Gene Ontology annotation, biological process: neuron differentiation; cell fate commitment; canonical Wnt signaling pathway. Gene Ontology annotation, cellular component: extracellular region. The transcript has 4 exons. Gene Ontology annotation, molecular function: cytokine activity; frizzled binding.
AUGCUGCCUUCCUCCCGGACCCAGAUGGGGCUCUUCUUCAUCCUCCUCUGCCCCGCCAACAUCAUCGGGCUCUGGUGGGCAGUGGGGAGCCCCCUGGUCAUGGACCCCAACAGCAUCUGCCGAAAGACAAAACGGCUGGCAGGGAAACAGGCGGAGCUGUGCCAGCUGGAGCCGGAGAUCGUGCAGGAGGUGGCCAAGGGCACCAAGCUGGGCGUCCGAGAGUGCCAAUACCAAUUCCGCUUCCGCCGUUGGAACUGCACCAGCCACAGCAAGUACUUUGGCAAGAUCCUGCAGCAGGAUAUCCGGGAGACAGCCUUCGUGUAUGCCAUCACGGCCGCCGGGGUGAGCCACGCCAUCACGCAGGCCUGCAGCAUGGGUGAGCUGCUGCAGUGUGGCUGCGAGCUGACACGGAGCCGGGCUCCCCCUUCACCCACGGCGGGUCCAGGCACAGAGGGCACAGCCUGGGAGUGGGGGGGCUGUGGGGACGAUGUGCAAUUUGGCUAUGAGAAAUCUCAACAGUUCAUGGACGCCAAGAGCAAGAAAGGCAAAAAUGACAUCCGAGCUCUUAUUGACCUGCACAACAACGAAGCUGGGCGCUUGGCAGUGCGCAGCUACAUGAGGACAGAGUGCAAGUGCCAUGGGCUCUCUGGCUCCUGCACCCUGCGGACCUGCUGGCGGAAGAUGCCCCAUUUCCGUGAGGUGGGGGACCGCCUCCUGGAGCGCUUCAAUGGUGCUUUUAAGGUGAUGGGAGGCAAUGAUGGGAAAACGCUCAUCCCGGUGGGUGACAACAUCAAACCUCCUGACAAGCAGGACCUCAUUUACUCGGCCGACUCCCCUGACUUCUGCUCAGCUAACCGUAAGACAGGCUCGCUGGGCACCCGAGGCCGCAUCUGCAACAGCACAGCCAUGGACACGAGUGGGUGCGACCUGCUGUGCUGUGGGCGAGGGCACAGGGACGAGACGGUGGUGCUGGAGGAGAACUGCCUGUGCCGCUUCCACUGGUGCUGCGUGGUGCAGUGCCGCAAGUGUUCUGUCCGGCAGGAGCUCAGCCUCUGCGUCUGA